CUCGUGCACCCCAAGGGAAUUAUCAAAAACAACUUGAGAUUACUGGGUGGCACAAUGUUUAAACGUGCCGAAUUAGGCAAUGUGUGCUUGGUUGGAGCCAAGGAUCGCAAGUUAUUGAGGUCCAAGUUAGAGCGAUCGUUUUCGUUGGACGCGGUGCAAACUGAGUGCCUAAUUCCAUCGAAGGCCGCUUUAAGUUCUGCUAAACUUUCGGGUACUCGCCAUGUUGUCUAUAUGUGUGGUUCCGACCCCUGGUUGGUCCAACUCCAGGAUGGUCGAUUGUUCCCUACGAUAAACGCCUUAUGGACAUGUCCGACGGUACUUCCAGUUUUGCGCAUACCGAAGCCUGUACUUAGCUUUAUUAUGCGAGGUGCUCAUCUUAUGGUCCCUGGUGUGAUUAAUUGGCCUUGUGAGAUUCCUGUUGGUACCAUAACUGCCGUAGUCAUUGAUGGAUCUCCAUAUCCGGUUGCUGUUGGUAUUUGUGAAAAUAUGUUUGAUGCAUCUGGCAAGGUGCGAACCAAUGGCCGAGCAUUAGAGGUAUUGCAUUAUUAUGGCGAUGAUCUUUGGAAGCUAACAUCUAAGCCAUUUCCUGGCUUCGAUGAUUUAUCAGGGAACAGCCCUGAUGCUACUGGCGCCGACAACGACCAGUCCGUUGUCGCUGAUUCUACUAUUCCUAACCCAUCCGAGCCAACAGAUGAUUCCAGUAAUGAUCUCGUGCAAGCCAUGGAGAAUACUACUAUUAUCGGUUCUGCGCCUGAAAGCGUUUCUAGUGGUACCCAUGGUGAUACCGAGCAAGAUUUGGGCUUUACCAGCCAAGAUACGUUACAGGAAGAUAUAGCGUCUGAGGCAAAAACAGUGUCAUAUGAGCGGUUGGACAUUCCUGUGAAGCUGGUUGACCACGCCCUAAGAUUAUGUUUUUUACAGACCUUGCAUGGUCUCAGUGAUUCCCAACUUCCUAUGGAGAUCAGUGCAUUAUAUUCCGAGAUGUCGGUGAGCAGCUCUAAGCUUCUGGCAGUGCCAGGUUUUAUUAGGGCUCUACGAGAUGUAGAUGAUUUUAACAUCCCAAUUGAUAAGUCUGCGCAGCUGAUAUCAUACCGUAAUUCAUCUUUUAAAAAGCUGAUCAAGAUGUUCCAAACAUGGUCUAAGGAGGGCCUUAUAUUGAUGAAGGAUAUUCGUGGCACUGGUGUUGUGGUUAAUAUAAACAGGGGACACACUGUGUAUGUCCAGUUCAAACCAUGGCAACUUCCGCAGAACAAGGAGCCUUCAGUUUCCAAGGUCGAAAAGGUCAAGGUCAAACGUUACGUUGCAUUUUCAUCAUCUCAGCGUAAAAUGCUCGCUGAAAAGGGCGUCCAGGUUGACAAGGAGCCGAUGCCAUUGGACAUGUUUAAAAAGCUAAUAAUUGAACACGUUAGUUCCGAGGGCCCCGUUAUUCUUCAACACGUCAAUGAUGCUGUACAAUAUCACCAGAUUACACACGGUGAGAAUGAAUCUCCAAUAAAGAAGGGCGCGGCACUUCCGGUGUCCGUCUUAGUUGAACCUCGUGGCAACCGUAAGCAUGUAACUACAGUCAAAGGACUGUUUACAUAUCUCUUUGAUUUGGAUGAAUCUCAGGUUGCCGAAAUAUUAAGGCGUAAAUUCGCAAGCUCUGUAUCAGUUAACGACGGGAUAGUCAUAAUACAGGGGAAUGUUCCCAUAGAAAGGGAGUUAGUGGACUGCUUCGGUAUGUCACCGCAGCAAAUAAAAAUCACCCGUCGGGGUUAGAAUG
This is a messenger RNA of Babesia bovis T2Bo, 1762 nucleotides long. RefSeq names its product Translation initiation factor SUI1 family protein. The transcript is spliced from 6 exons. Gene Ontology annotation, biological process: formation of translation preinitiation complex; translational initiation. Bases 55 to 1758 code for a protein of 567 amino acids. NCBI's taxonomy places the organism in Eukaryota, Apicomplexa, Aconoidasida, Piroplasmida, Babesiidae. The record is from RefSeq and is a predicted model, not a curated record. Gene Ontology annotation, molecular function: translation initiation factor activity; RNA binding.